Molecule: messenger RNA, 1402 nt
Organism: Orussus abietinus
Lineage: Eukaryota; Metazoa; Arthropoda; Insecta; Hymenoptera; Orussidae
Product: collagen alpha-1(III) chain
Exons: 3
Coding region: 10-1251 (413 amino acids)
Source: RefSeq, a predicted model, not a curated record
AAGAGCAAGAUGCAGGUUGGCGUGGUCCUUCUUUUGGGCCUUGUGGCCAUUACGACCGCCGCGAGCGUCUCUGGCCGAGCUGGCCUGGAAGGCGAUUCGCUGUUUGCGCAGGGGAGAGUUCGAUUGCCGACUUUCCUGGGAGGGAAUGGUCCCCUGGCUAGAGCGUCCAGGAACCUGAAGGGCCCAAAACCGCCCAUGGGACCAGUAAGACCACCAGGAGCAGGGGGUCCUUCGAGGUCUCCGGGUCCAUUGGGUCCUGAUGGUCCCCCUGGAUCGCAAAGUCCUGCGAAGCUUGAUGGUCCCCCUGGAUCGCAAAAUCCUGCGAAGCUUGAUGGUCCCCCUGGAUCGCAAAAUCCUGCGAAGCCUGAUGGUCCCCCUGGAUCCCUAAAUCCUGCGAAGCCUGAUGGUCCCCCUGGAUCGCAAAAUCCUGCGAAGCCUGAUGGUCCCCCUGGUCCUCAAAAUCCUGCGGGACCUGGUGGUCCUCCUGGCGCACAAGGACCUGCAGGACCCGACGAUUCUCCAGGACCACAAGAUCCUUCGGGGCCUCAGGAGCCCCAAAGUUCCCCAGGAUCAGAAAGUCCUACGAAGCCGGACAACUCCCCUGGAUCGCAAGGACCUGCGGGGCCCGGAGGUCCUUCAGGGCCUGAUGAUCCCUCUGCACCCCAAAGUUCCUCAGAACUCGACGAACCUUCAAGCCCUUCAGAUGCCUCAAAUCCAGACCAAUCUUCACCCCAAAGCGAUCCAUCGCCGAUUCCUGAAUUUCCCCCCACUUCCCCAGAGUUUGCCUUCCCAGAUUCCCCUAUAACGACUCGCUCCCGAUUUCCCAUGUUCAGCAACUUCAUCCCCCAGCUCCCAGACCCCAGCGAUCUGAUCCCCGACAUCCCUUACGACUUCACGGACCCUGAAAUCCCGGAGAUCCCACCUCUGACCGACCUAGAAGACCUGGACGACAUCCCAGGACUUCCCGGUGCCACUCUUCAAGCUAGGACUGGCCUGGGGACUGCCUUGGCCAUCGGGACCAACCUGACCACCGGCAUCCACAACGCCCUGGAACAAGUCUUCCUCAGGGGAAACGCGACCGAAGGAGCCAGGGAACUUGCCAGCACCAUUCUGAACACUUAUGCCGCGGUUGCCAGGAACUGCCCCAUCCUGGUCAUUAAGCAUCGCCUUAUCAGGGAGGGUGUCCAGCUCGCUAGAAACGUCUCCGGCAUCUUCCUGGCGUCGCUCUUCGGCUCCGCAGCUACGGGCUAACACCCUGAAGACCCGCCACAAACCAAUCUUUCCGAAUUUACCCGGCAUUUCGAUAUUUCCCUAAAUCCGGAAUACGAAGGGCACGUCUCGCUGGGGUUGUGUUCACCCUGAACCACUCCAAACAGUAAAUAGAAAACUGAGAAAAACUUGU